AUGGUCAACCGCGGACGCCCUUCCCGCGACUGCCUACCAUGUAGGAAGCGCAAGCUACGCUGUGAUCUCCGCCCCGAUGGCUGCGGACAGUGUUCUCGGGCUGGAAUUGCCUGUAUCGGUUACCGCACACAAGAAGAGCUGCGCUUUCGCGACCAGACGCAAUCGGUCAAGCACAAGGUCCAGUCUGUGCAGCGCCAUGCCCAACCCGUAUCCUACCGAAAGGUCAAGCUCGAGAAUAACGCCCUCCUUCAAACUGUACAUCUCGGUUGGGAUGUGUUCGCCAAGCAGGAUUUCUUUGCAAAUUUCGUCUUUGGUCUCGCGAGGAGCUACGAUGCUCUCGGCAUCCUGUACCAAACCGCGAAUCCACCAGACCAUCUAGUCGCGAGCGUCGACGCCGCCAGCCUGGCUUUUUUCGCCCUCCGCCGGUUUUCGCCGCCUGCAGAAAUCAUCAAGCUUGCGACUGAGCGCUACGUGGCCGCGCUGCACCUCGUCAACGCGGCGCUUGCCGACCCCGCGGCCUCUUUGGCGGACGACACGCUGCAGUCGAUACUGCUGCUCGACCUCUAUGAGAAGCUCGUCAGUCGCAAGCUCGCAUCGGCAGCCUCCCGGAUGAAGCACAUAAAUGGCGCCAUUUCGCUGAUACGCGCGCGAGGCGAGGGUAACUUGCAGACGUACGUCGGCCGCCGCCUGACGCAGCGACUGUGCACCACGCUCGUCAUCAGCUGUGCCAUCUCCGGCAUGCGGAUACCAGAUGAGAUGGAGCGCCUGCGGAUUGACCUAAGCCGGUAUUUUAAAGUCGAAGAGGACCCCAAGUGGGCGCUGACAACGUUGAAUCAGCGGAUCAUUAAUUUCACGUCGGACGUGCAAACGGGCAAAAUAUCGUGUCUGAACCAGAUACUGACGCGGGCUUUGGACUUUUACCAGUCGACGGUCGCGAUGGAGAACGUCUUGCCCCCGUGCUGGUAUCCCACUCGUGUCUCUGUCGGCGACGAUGCUCUGGGCCAGCAGUUGACCGUGGCGGGGUCCUAUGACGUCUACGAGAGCUUGUACUUUACGCAGGUCCGCAACGCCAUUCGCACAGCUCAGCUCAAUCUGCUCUUGAUGAUUGAGCGGUAUUCCGCAGGCAAAGACACCACUCUCGCCGCCUCCAUACGAAAAUCGAUUGGAAUAAGGGCCCUUGCCAUCUGCGACAGCCUCGCUCAAUACUUGGUGUUGCGCAACAACCAGGGCGGCCUGUCGUGGGACUUGGACUCGCCCAUGAAGCAGCUGGGCAGCUACACAAUUUUCUUCCCGAUGUAUCUAGCCGUGCAGGCAUCUCGCGACGCGCGCCUGGCCGAGUGGGCGCAGAAUGUGCUUGGUUUGGUGGCGGAUGUCGGUGGGCUAGCCAUGGCCCAGAGGACGGCCGAUGCGUUGAAGCAGAGCGUAAAGGUGCCGGUCUGGGAUGUGUAUAUCAUGUUGGGCAGUUAUGCCAUCACGGCGUGA
Molecule: messenger RNA, 1482 nt
Organism: Akanthomyces muscarius
Lineage: Eukaryota; Fungi; Ascomycota; Sordariomycetes; Hypocreales; Cordycipitaceae
Exons: 2
Coding region: 1-1482 (493 amino acids)
Biological process (GO): regulation of DNA-templated transcription
Molecular function (GO): DNA-binding transcription factor activity, RNA polymerase II-specific; zinc ion binding
Source: RefSeq, a predicted model, not a curated record